AUGGAGGCCGCCCCGGUGCUGGAGGUCCGGUACCGGGACCUGGGCAUCCCCAAUGCCACAGCCGUGCUGCUGGAGAAUUAUUUUACGGUGGAGGAGUGCGAGAGAUACUUCCAGGUCCUGACCACGGAAAUCGACUGGAAAAACCAGCUGGUGAACGUGAAGAAGCAGCUCUCCUUGCGCUGCCCCAGAGGUGCGGAGGAUGGAGAGCGCUCCACCGUGGACGAGCCCCGACGCACCAUCUUCAUGCUGACCGGACCGCCGGUCUCAGCCAGGCAUUUGCUACGAGUACUCCGGGCGUGA
Effrenium voratum is the source of this 300-nucleotide messenger RNA. Lineage: Eukaryota; Dinophyceae; Suessiales; Symbiodiniaceae. The record is from the annotation of a GenBank genome assembly.